AACGAAGUCGAAACUGUUUCGUGCACGUUGCCAUUGGGCCGUCCCCCUCACGCGGCCUAGUCUGCGCGUGUGAAGAGCACAGACAUUUUAGUUUGUGCGUCUCUGAGGUAAGAGGUAAAAGGCUGAUAGCAAUGUUUGAAACAUCAGCCACCACGUAGCAACAAAAUCUAAACUCCCUUCCACCACUCAUCAUCAUCCACGCGCCGCCUCCAUCCACCGUAGCAAUGGGUGCCACAGAACAUGAGGGAGAAAAAGAUGCAGAGAGGGGAGAUGGAGUUAGAGAUGUGGAGAAAGGGGAGAUGGGGUUUGAAGGAAAAGGCCGGAGUGACAACCACCACCUCCCACCGCAACAUCCGCCGCCGGCGACUCAAGAUUUCCACAUGGCAAGAAUGCAAAGGCUUAGUGCUACCAAUCCUCUCAGGCUUGUUAUGGACAAUGCCGUCAGAGUUGCCUCGCCUUCUCCUGCUUCACAGCAGCCUCGCCGUUCUCAUGCUCAGCAGCCUCGCUCCUCUCCUCCUCCUCCACUUUCUCAGCCGCCUUUCACAACUCCUUCACCGCCACCGCCGCCUCACCCUUCAUCCCCUCCGCCUCCAUCUUCUCAGCCACGUUCCAUCCCAACCGUUACGGUUGCCCCCCUACAACCUUCAGCAAUUACACUGAAUUCAAGAUCAUACACAAACAAGUUUUCACUGAUUCUGUUUCUUGUGCAUCUGAUUGGGGCAAUUGGGUUAGUGGGGUUUCUUGUAUAUAAGGGAGUUCAAGGCCUAUUAGAAGCAGGGGAAUCCAAGAUAAAAGAGGAAAGACUUUUGAAGUAUUUCCUUCCCCAAGUGGAAGCUGCAAGUUUUCUAAGCAUAACCCUUGCUGUCUUAUGGCAAAAGGGAUUCCGAAUGUGGCCUAAAUUCAUGGUCCAUUUCAUUCUUUGGAGCUCUUUUAUCCUCACAUUAGCAGCCGGGAUCCUCCUCAUUUGUUGCCAAAGACCGUCCACGGAUGGAUUAGGCGUCAUUUUCAUCUUCUUUGCAAUUGGGAACGGGCUGUAUUCUUGUUGGGUCACACCAAGAACAAGCUAUUUCUGUAAAAUAAUGAUCAAGGCUCUCGACCCGGUUCCUAAAUUUGGGGACCUGAAUGAGCCCACUUAUUGGAUGCUUGGAGCGGGGUUUGUUUGGAUGUCAUUUUGGGUUUUGGCCAUUGUAGGCGCCAUAAACUUCUACUUCCCCCCAUUGGUCAUCAUUGUAAUGGUAUUGAGCAUGGCUUGGAUCACUGAGGUGAUGAGGAAUGUGGUGAACUUGACGGUUAGUAGGGUUGUUUCCCUCUAUUACCUUAGGGGAAUGCAAUCGCGUACGAAGUUUUGUUUCCAAAGAGCUUUGUCUAACAAUCUUGGGAGCGCUUCCCUUGGUUCCGUGUUUGUACCUACUAUUGAGGCUCUUAGGGUCGUGGCACGCGGUUUGAAUUUGUUGGAGGGGGAAGACGAGUUCAUGUUUUGUUGUGCUCGUUGCGGACUCAAACUCAUGGACUCCAUUUUCAAGCGUGGCAAUGGUUGGGCGUACGUUCAGAUUGCUGCUUAUGGAAAAAGCUUUGUGAGAGCAUCGCAAGACACAUGGGAGCUAUUUCAGAGGCGGGAGAUGGAGGAGAUUGUGGAUUCUGACAUGACAAGUGCGAUUUGUUUCCUCACCGGAAUUUGCAGCGGCUCCAUCUGUGCCAUCGUGGUGGCUGCUUGGACGGCCGCCGUCUACCGCAACUUCACUGCCACCCUCUCCCUCUUGGCCGCCUACAUUGGGUACCUUUUGACAAGGAUUGCGAUGGCGGUGCCACAAGCUUGUGUGAGCUGUUACUACGUUUGUUAUGCGGAGAAUCCCGAGAGUCGGCUUUUUGACAAGACGAUCGAGGAUCGGAUAGGAAUGAUUAAACAAGGACGAGACUUGGUGGCGCCUACCCCCAGGGUUCCCGGCCGCUUUGCAAGGCAGUUCAGAUAGCAUGCAAUCAAUAUUGUUCUCAUCUCUUGCUCCAUUAACCCACCCAAUGUGUACAUAGCUUUGUUCAAUGGUGGGUGGGUGGAGAAGAUCAUCAUAAUGCAAUGUUUUUGAGUAAGGCAAAGAAUAAGCAUUGGAUGCUCUUCCUCCCCCUCAAUUUGUAUUUAGCAUCUGUGGAAUUACAAUAAUUGGUUAACCCUAUGCAUUUUGUUUUAGUUAGACUAGUUCUACUCUUAUUGUUGUUGUUAUUAUAAUUGUUCCUUACUAUUUAAUCACACACUGAUUCAUAUUCUUCUAUUUUUGGUGAUAUUAACUAGGUUCAGCUUAUGAAUGAUGUUCCUUU
Molecule: messenger RNA, 2310 nt
Organism: Cuscuta europaea
Lineage: Eukaryota; Viridiplantae; Streptophyta; Magnoliopsida; Solanales; Convolvulaceae
Source: the annotation of a GenBank genome assembly